GAAAAGUUGGGACUGUUUAAAAGAUGGCGGCUGCCAAAACAAGUAGAAGGUGAGGUGACUGAUAUGGAAGGGAGACGACAGGGCAAUAGGGGCCUUCAGACCCUGGCCCAAGGGUCGCUGGCCCUCGCCCGCACACACGCCACGGAGGCAGACCUAGGGAACAUCGAAAGUCAGCUAGAGAAAGAAAUAGCAAGAGAGGAAGCAGCGUCCAAAUCGGCUAAACCACUGGCCAGAGUUCGGCACAAAGGACAGAAAUUCCUACACACCAAGCACGUGCUGUUGGUGAUCGUCGGCCUUAACGUCCUCGACUGUAUUCUGGUAUUGGGGGAGCUAAUCCUCGACGUCCACUUCAUCGUCGACCUUCUCGAGACUUCCGAUAAACAUUCUCAACAUUUCCUGCACGCCAUUGAGGAGAAACACCCGGAAAUUCCUCCCGUUCACGAUAUUGAGGGGCUGUAUGGUGAACUACUUCUAGCUGACAUUUCCUGGAACAGUAAAAAGGGCAGUGAGGACCCUCAUGUUGCGAUAAGUCAACGCCACAAGAGAGAUUUAACACAUACAAACAGUAGUCAAACUAAAGAACCACAGCCUACACAUCAUUCUAAUGAGCACGAUGAUCAGUCACACAAUCUGAAAAGUAACGCCGAUUUAGAUAAUACUGGAAUAUUUCCCAUAAAACAUUAUUCCAAUGUGCAUGACAUUAAUCAUGGGAAUGAUACCGAUACACAUGAACAAGGUCACGGCCAGGGUCAUCACGCGCACAGCAUACAGGAAGAGAUCGCACACGGACUUCACAAGGCCAGCAUAACGAUACUGGCCAUCUUGGUGGUGGAGACUGCAAUCAAAAUCUUCUGUGAAGGAAUAAGGAUAUUCGAGAGGAAGGUUGAGGUGUUCGAUAGCAUCAUUGUGGUAGUGUCUUUCAUCCUGGAUCUGGUGUUCAUCAAGGGACUCACCAUGUUUCCUAUCCAGAAAUAUGUCUUCAUUCUGGCGUUUUUGGUACCGUGGCGUGUCAUUCGAGUGGUGAAUAGUCUUAUUGUGGCUGUAAUGGACCAUGAACAUUUCCGAUUAAAGCUAUUAUACUCCCAAAAGAAAAAGAUAAGUACUUCCCUGAAGACGGCUAAACAAGAGAUAAAAACCCUCCAGGCGGGUCUGGAAGGCGCCAAGAAGCUGUGCACGGAAGCUGGUAUCCCCGAAUGGAAGUUACAGCAGUGCAUGGUUGGUGAAAACAACAACCACGGUUCGUCGAAAACCGUAUCACCACUCGCUUUCUUCUCUAAACCGAACAUGAAGCGCCGCGGGAACGAACACAAACAGGAAAUGAACGAAAAGGGCAAACGCCUGUCUUCGACAUCUGCGAUUCCACCCAAAGUAGAUAGUCAGGACAACAAUGGACGAUCCGACAAGGACGAUAUCACUCGGAACUCCUCUAGUGCUGUCAGGUUUAACAUAGAAGAGACGAACGAAUCAACAGAACUGAUGGAUAACAGUGACGACAUUGGUUCUCCGUGACAAGUCUAUCAGACAUAGUUUCGUAUCAUUGUUAUUGGUUCACCGUGACAAGUUUAUCAGACAUAGUUUCGUAUCUUUGUUAUUGGUUCACCUUGACAAGUUUAUCACAUAAUACAUGUAGUUUCGUAUCUUUGUUAGGUAAGUCCAACAUAUACUACUUGAUACUGAAGGCACCAUAAUUGUAUUAUGGUAUUCGUUCAGUCUGUACGUGCUUGUUCAAUGGAUCGACGCUGCUGAGUGAUGGACUUGUAAUAUCAGAUUCCUCUUUACAACUAUAACGUAAUGAUACUGAAAAUGUACAAUCCAUUCAAACUAUGCAAUGUAAAAAGUGUUUUAAUAAUUCUGGUGAUGUUUAUGAACGUUAAUGGGUUUUUAUCUUGUAUUCAGAUAAAGUACGAUGGAAAAAGA
Molecule: messenger RNA, 1917 nt
Organism: Mizuhopecten yessoensis (Yesso scallop)
Lineage: Eukaryota; Metazoa; Mollusca; Bivalvia; Pectinida; Pectinidae
Exons: 10
Coding region: 64-1509 (481 amino acids)
Biological process (GO): proton transmembrane transport
Cellular component (GO): plasma membrane
Molecular function (GO): voltage-gated proton channel activity
Source: RefSeq, a predicted model, not a curated record